UUUGGCUGUUCUUUCUUUGUUUCCGCCAUUGUGCACGUCACUUCUCCUUCCCUCCCUGCCCUCCAUUCCAUUCCCUUCCCUUUCUCGCAAACCCUCUUCCUUCCUUCCUUCCCUUUCGCGAAUCCAGAUGUUUGUGAUACUGCAAAGACUUGCUCGUAUGGUUCCCUUGGAGUGUUGGGAUUCAGACUUGGACUCGAAGUUCUGUUUGAUCUAGCAACGUUCGCCAUUGCUCGUCUCGCGCAGUAGGUUACGUGAUCAAAGGUCGGUUUCUGAGUUGCAAGGAGUUUUGUGGCGGUGGAAUAUAGUUAAACUUUUUGUUAAAGUAGAUUGUGCACGGAUACUGAUUACAGUGGAGACGGUGUGUCAGUGAAAGGGCGAUUGAUAGAGAUAUGCCAUCGACAUGGGCAGAGUCGCCACCCGAUAUGGUGGCUACUGAAAAUGGAAGUGCAGCAGGAGCUUCCGGUGGUCGGCCAGUAAGAGCAUCCUACGUACCUCCUCACUUGCGGAACCGUCCUCAGGCUGGCUCGGUCGUGAACGGUGCUGGCGAAGUCCCUGUUUCUGAAGUAAAAGUUGCCACUAGAGCAGCCCCGGGUGCACGACCAGCGUGGGGUAAUCGGAACGCAGCACCGGCUGCUGCGCCUCAAGCGGAAAUUGGAGGCGCCAGUAAGGUCGGGAAUGGGUCUGCUUGGGGUGCUAGCACGGGGGUGAACCAUUCUGCUAGUUGGGGGAACUCGAACGGUUCAGGUCGGAGCUAUGGUGGUGGUGGGCGAGGCCAGAGGGUAGGAUGGGAGAGAGAGGCCAAUCCUUUCGCCAAUGACGAGCCUGUAUCAGAGGCUAUUUUCGAAGCCGAGAACACGGGUAUUAAUUUCGAUGCAUAUGAGGAUAUCCCUGUAGAGACGAGUGGGAACAACGUACCACCUCCGGUGAACACAUUCGCCGAAAUAGACCUGGGCCCCGCCCUGAACGAGAACAUCAGGAGAUGCAAGUACACAAAGCCGACGCCUGUUCAGAAGUACGCGAUACCUAUUAGUUUGCAUGGCCGUGAUUUGAUGGCUUGCGCGCAGACGGGGUCAGGGAAAACGGCGGCGUUUUGCUUUCCGAUCAUCGCUGGGAUUAUGAGGAACACUCCUCCGGGUCGUCCUCGGGGCGGAAGGAAAGCAUUGCCGUUGGCUCUGAUACUGUCUCCCACCAGAGAAUUGUCUUGCCAGAUUAGCGACGAAGCCAAGAAGUUUGCAUAUCAGACCGGUAUUAGAGUCGUGGUUGCUUAUGGUGGUGCUCCUGUUCACAAUCAGCUUAGGGAAAUGGAAAGAGGGGUAGACAUUCUAGUUGCCACUCCGGGGCGUUUGAGUGAUCUUUUGGAGAGAGCCAGAGUAUCCCUUUCCAUGGUGCGAUACUUGGCGCUGGAUGAGGCUGAUCGAAUGCUCGACAUGGGUUUCGAACCUCAGAUUCGCAGGAUAGUUGAGCAGAUGGAUAUGCCACCGGCGGGAGAACGUCAGACAAUGCUGUUCAGCGCCACAUUCCCGAGAGAAAUCCAGAGGCUGGCAUCGGACUUCUUGUCGAACUACAUUUUCCUUGCCGUUGGUAGGGUGGGAUCUAGUACAGAUCUGAUCGUGCAGCGAGUAGAAUUUGUGCAAGAUGCGGACAAGCGCAGUAUGUUGAUGGACCUCAUCCACGCUCAAAGUGCCUUGGCUCCGCCUGGACAGCAAACUUUGACGCUCGUCUUCGUAGAGACUAAGAAGGGAGCUGAUUCUUUGGAGGACUGGCUGUGUCGCAUGGGAUUCCCAGCCACAACAAUUCACGGCGAUCGAAGCCAGCAGGAACGAGAGCAUGCCUUAAGAUCCUUUAGGACAGGAGUCACCCCCAUUCUUGUCGCGACGGAUGUCGCCGCCCGAGGACUUGAUAUUCCACAUGUGGCGCACGUAGUGAAUUUUGAUCUUCCUAGUGAUAUCGAUGACUACGUGCAUCGCAUUGGUCGUACUGGGCGUGCCGGUAAGAGUGGUGUUGCAACUGCUUUCUUUAAUGAGAAGGACCAGUCAUUAGCGCGACCAUUGUCAGAGCUGAUGACGGAGUCAAACCAGGAGGUGCCUGGAUGGUUGUUGAACUAUGCCACAAGAGCUAGUUACGGUGGUGGAGGUAGGUACAGACGGUCAGGAGGGGGGGGAUCGAGAUUCGGAGGCCGUGACUUCCGUAGAGAGGGCGGCAGAGGAGGUGGAGGGGGUCACCAUGGAGGUUAUGGUGGAGGCGGUGGCGGUGGUUACGGAGGUGGAGCAUAUGGGGGUGGAAGUAGUGCAUGGGAUUAGAGUAGUCUUUUGGUGACUCGCUUAGAUGGUAGGUGGUAAAAUUUUGGUAGCUUCAGACACACCUUGCUCUCUUGAAGGGCUGUGCAUAGUUUUGCUCACAAUUUCUUUCACGGUUCUUUAGACAUGACGAGUGCCCUUUCUGUUCUGUGAGGUUGUAGAUUGGCUGGUCGGCUCUUACUUGGCCGGGUGUAUAUUAGCGCUCAGUAUUUGAGGUAGAGCUGAAGAGUCAUGGAUAGGCGGGGCCUGCAUUUGUCAUGGGGGUCUGUCCCACAAUUGUCUGCAAAAUGUAGAAGAAGCUACACAUGCAAAAGUACACUGGUAUCUAGAAAUUGUUCAGAUUGCGUUCAUUCGUUCAAGACACGAAGAGCUGGUCGAUUGGAUGAAGUCAAUCGUUUUUGCAGUGUCAAUUUUGAUUCUGCACAUAUAUGAAACUUUUUAGACAAUGGUGUAAAGCAUUAACUA
Messenger RNA from Physcomitrium patens, 2762 nucleotides. RefSeq names its product DEAD-box ATP-dependent RNA helicase 37. The record is from RefSeq and is a predicted model, not a curated record. Gene Ontology annotation, molecular function: RNA helicase activity; nucleic acid binding; ATP binding. Lineage: Eukaryota; Viridiplantae; Streptophyta; Bryopsida; Funariales; Funariaceae.